Molecule: messenger RNA, 966 nt
Organism: Penicillium verhagenii
Lineage: Eukaryota; Fungi; Ascomycota; Eurotiomycetes; Eurotiales; Aspergillaceae
Exons: 2
Coding region: 1-966 (321 amino acids)
Molecular function (GO): FAD binding
Source: RefSeq, a predicted model, not a curated record
AUGCGAUCUUGCGACAUUCAGUCAUCAAUUCCAAACAAAUCCGAGUUGGAUGGUUUUACGCCAAGGACUGUCGAGAUUUUCCGAUCCUUUUCGGUAUCGACAGCGAUAUACUGCCUGAAACUGCCCCAGGAUUCAUUUGAAACUCAACGCAUGCGAGUCGAGAGAACUUCUACGCCGCAAGAUCAACUUGAACCUCUUCUGCCGCAGCGUGCGACCGACCUCGGGGUUGAAAUUCGCGACAACCAUGAGUUUGUGGGCCUCGCCCAAGACGCAGAAACCGUGACCGUGAUAACCAAGAGCAAACUGGAUGGUUCGCUCGACCGCAUCACGGCAAAGUAUCUCAUCGCUGCCGACGGCCAUCGCAGCACUAUUGGUGAGAGUCUGGCAAUUCCCUGGAAGGGCCAUGGCCCAGUCAAUUCCGUCCAGAGCGUUCUCUUUCGGGCACCUGAGCUUUCGCCAUACUUGAAAAGAGGGGCUAAGCAGUUCAAAAUUGAUCAGCCUGACUUGAAGGCAUUCAUGAUUGCCUACGAGAACGAAAGACUGGUCUUGCAUCUUCCCAACGAUCGCGAAUGGACCGAUGAACUGAUAAAACGAGCAAUCAUUCAGGCGAUUGGACCCGAAAAAGUGACUCUGGAAAUUAUUGCUACCAGCAGAUGGGAUAUGAGCGCUUGGAUAUCUGACGAGUUCUCCAGAGGAAAGGUUUUCCUCGUCGGUGACGCUGCCCAUUCACUACCGCCUACCCGGGGAGGCUACGGAGCCAAUACUGGAAUUGCAGACGGCCACUAUAUUGCAUGGAAACUCGCUCAGGUCAUACAAGGCACGUCAGAUGCUCAGCUCAUGGCUUCCUACGCAGCCGAAAGGCUGCCAGUGGCGUGGCUGCGACACGGUCAAAUCUUUACUAGGUCGGACUAUAGAGAGAAAGAGAGAAAGAAAAGAAAACAGGGGAGAAAAGUCAACCUUAAGUAA